CCAUUCCUCCACAGUUGAUUCUUUGGGAUGGUAUUGUCAUGCAAAUAAAGGACGCGUAAAAUAUUCCCCCAGAGCGCAGCGCAGGGCAGAGACUCACACGGACCGCGCGGAGGACACAGACCGGGCCAUACGGUGGAUUUGUAUCGUUUUCGUCGCUACGGACCCGUCCAUCUGUCACAGACACCCUGGCCACAUGAGCAGCGACAUAUAGCCAGGACGUGUAGCCAAGAAACAGGUCGGACCGUUCAAGGAAAACCUGCGGAGGCUGCCCUUUGGAGAUAUACUUCCAGUUUCCCCAAGUGAAGUCGGAGGUGUCUCUUCUCCAUCCCCUGCUAUAGGCUACCUGCUGCUGCUACAGAGGGGGAACUACAUCUAUAGAGACCCCUGGAUCGCUUGAGAGCACCCUUUUUAUGUUUUAGGGAUUCUAGGAUCUCUCAAAUAUUAACAUUUUUGCACACCACGUGUGUUAUUUCCUUUCUUGUCCUUUUUUGGAUAUAUACAGUGCUCCUUUUUUUCUGUUUUAGUACUUUAAAGUGCCUUAAUAACUGGUUAUAAUCCAGUGUAACUGUGGCAUUGUCACCAGACCAGAGACGCUCAACAGGGAGAAGACGAUCAUUAUCAGCUUUAGAGCCCAGGCGGGAUUACUGGUUCCCCACCCUCCAGCGAGCUGCAACCAUGAGCCAGGCGGAUGUGUCGACUUGCUCCGCGCCGCAGAGGGUUUUCCAGGAGGCGGUGAAGAAGGGCAACACCAAGGAGCUGCACUCGUUGCUGCAGAACAUGACAAACUGCGAGUUCAAUGUCAACUCCUUCGGGCCAGAAGGACAGACGGCCCUCCACCAGUCUGUCAUUGACGGCAACCUGGAGCUGGUAAAACUGCUGGUGAAGUUUGGUGCAGAUAUCCGGCUGGCCAACAGGGAAGGGUGGAGCGCUUUACACAUCGCCGCCUUCGGGGGCCACCAAGACAUUGUUCUAUACCUCAUCACCAAGGCCAAGUACUCCUCUGGCGCCCGGUGAUCUGUCUCUGCUGUCAGGUAAAAUAAGAAAAAUAACAAAUCAACAAGUGGAAAAAAUAAAACUGCAACACACGGGAAAGCCAGGCUCUUGUAAAAGCAAAAACAAAAAAACAAAAAAAAAAAAACUGCCAUUAUCUACAUAGUUGUGCCAAAUUCUAUAGAAAAUGAAAAUUAAAAAAAAAAAAGGCCUGCACAAUAAUCUUCCCUCAUUGUAAACCAAACGGGGCCCUCUGUGCACUCCUGAGUGAAGCACCACAUGGUUCAUACACAGCGCUUCAACACGAAUCUUUAACAAAAGAAAAAACGCCAUUUCGGUGAGUUUUGUUGGUACUAAAGCUUUCCUCUUGAAUGUGUAUACUAGAUCUUUUUCGUCCACUAUAAAAGAAGCCAGUGUCUGUGUAUCACAUGUGUGUGUGAGUCUGUGUGUGUGUUUGUACUCCAGAGUGCAGAUGGCCCAGUUUUUUUUUUCUUUCCUCUCCUCUCCUCUCUCUUCCCUAUCCAUGACCUCCCAUCCCCAGUACAGUUGAAUAGUUUCUUUGUGGGAGGGGGAGGUGAGGGAGGGCAGCAGAUCUGACCUGUUGCUCCUCAUUGUUCACUUGUAAAACCCCUUUUUAAGUUAUUUUAUAUGAAACACGGCACUUGAUGCUACAUGGCUGCAUGCUGGAAUAUCUGAAAGGGAAGACACAUGAACAAGAGAAGAAGGGUUGCCCUCUGUUGGCUACCAGAGGUCUUUAAUUUGAUCCAUUUUUUUUUUAAUAUUAUUAUUUUAUUUUUUUUACUCAAAGAGCGGCAUUAUGGCUAUCCAACACGCUUUCAGAUGUGUAAUCAUUAUGUAACAACAACUGACUCCAUCAUUGUUGUGAAGUACUGUACACAAUAGCUUUACUUUUGUUUCUGUUUUUUUUUUUUUUUUUUUUUU
Messenger RNA from Larimichthys crocea (large yellow croaker), 1932 nucleotides. RefSeq names its product NOTCH regulated ankyrin repeat protein a (gene nrarpa). The record is from RefSeq and is a predicted model, not a curated record. Gene Ontology annotation, cellular component: cytoplasm. Gene Ontology annotation, molecular function: protein binding; phosphatase regulator activity; enzyme inhibitor activity. The transcript has 2 exons. Lineage: Eukaryota; Metazoa; Chordata; Actinopteri; Sciaenidae. The coding region runs from base 676 to 1014 and encodes 112 amino acids.